UACUAUCUUGUCUUGCUUUAAAUCGCGCGUUUCACGUUCGUAGCUCGCUCGAGUCUGUCGUUUUUGGGAUGGAAAAAAAAAAGAGAGAGCACCAGGUAACCUGCUUUUCUACCCCUCUCCCUCUUCCGGUUAAUCGAAACCUUCAUUUAUUCUUUGGCUAUAGAGCUCAAACUCAGCCUUCGACGACCAUAACGCAGCAAAACUGGAGAAGAGAUAAAGCACUUCAAUUUAGUGAUUGAAUCCUUGGGUUAACGGGUGAUUGAGCUACGAAUAUGAUGCAGUCUGAUCAUGGUAUGCUGAUCGAGCAGCUCUUGGUGGGUCUGACAGUACUAGCGAAGCAAGUUGGCGAGGCGGUUGAUCAGGCCAAAUCGUUCAGGGUCGACCGCGGGGAGAUGGAAAAGCGAGUUCUUCAGCUCUCGCAAAUGCUAAACAACCUGCUCUGCUUCAUCACCAUGGAUCCGAUGAUGUUUAACUUGAACCCAAUUAAUUGUGUCAUCGGAGGGGUCUCCAAGAUCCUUGAGGAGGCCUUAACUCUGGCCUGCAAGUGUAGACGCAAAACCAUCGUUUGCCGACUCUUCACCGGCACAGAAUCAAAAUUAGCCACCACUAUCCACAAGCUCUACCAACUUUUAGACGUUUCUAUCGAAUCCAUGAACUGUCUUCUUAUCUUGUACAACCCCGAUUUCAGCAGCGCCUUUGAUGAAUUCUUUCUCUCGUUGCCUCAAUUCCUCAGCAACGAUUCAUCUGCUCUUUCGGCCUGGUCUUGCAUGGUUACAGAAAAAUUGAUUUGGCAGCUAGCCCCCAUGCUGGGUGAAACUUCUCCACCUGAGCUAAAAAUAUGUUGUGCGGAAGCUUUAUCGAUGCUUAACGUUGGGAGUGUUCUAAACAGUAGUGGGACGAUAGACGAGACAGAAGAAUUAAUGUUUUGCUUGGCUAAAUUGGUGGAAGCGGAGGAUGGUGAAUUCCAGUUCAAUUGCUUGACGAUUAUAAUGGAAAUCACUGCCGCAGCCGAAUCUGAUCUCGAUCUUAGAUGCAAAACAUUUAAGACCAAUUCACCUGGUGCAAAGGCUAUCGUUGAACUGCUCUUAAGGGUGAUUAAAGAAUCAGAGGAUCACCCUAAAAUCCAAGUUCCUGCCAUCAAAUCGAUCGGGUCCUUGGCGAGAAUUUUCAAAAAAAGAGAAAGUCCUCAUGUGAUUAGUGUUUUGGUGUCGCAGCUUGUCAAUGUGCACCAAGAAGUGGCAACGGAAGCUAUCGUUGCUUUACAAAAGCUUGCCUAUCCAGGCAAUUAUCUUUGCAAAGCGCAUUCAAAGAUAAUGAUCGAGUUCAACGCUGUAAAGCCUUUGAUGAAAUUGCUGAGAGAUGGUGAAAGGACACAGCAGCUGCAUGGAUUGGUGCUUAUCUGCUACCUUGCUGUGAAUGCUAAUUACAGCAAGGCUAUGGAAGAAGCCAGGGUCAGGACUGCCAUUCAACAAUUAUUAACUAGAAAGGGGAGGCCGCACAGGCACGAUGUUUCGCAGCAUCCCGAAUUGAAAGAAUUGGUACCCAGGGCCUUGGGGUCUCUGAUAUUGUAUUAUAAAUACUAAAGAGCAUGUAGUUCAUCAAACGUAGGCAGUAUUAGUGUUCACUAACCGUAGAAACAGUCUUAUCGUAAAAUACUUGUACAUGUUAUUUAUCGAUUCUAGAUAAAAAAAAAAGGGGUUAAAAUUUCAGAAUCAUUGCUUGAGUUGGUAAAAAAAGUUGCCUUAAAAAGACAAAAGAGGUUAA
Molecule: messenger RNA, 1764 nt
Organism: Theobroma umbraticum
Lineage: Eukaryota; Viridiplantae; Streptophyta; Magnoliopsida; Malvales; Malvaceae
Source: RefSeq, a predicted model, not a curated record